UGAUAGAUUUGGACGCUUUGGAAACGAUGUUUUCUUGCCAAAAAAAAAAGGUGAGUCAACUCAUCAUAUUAAAUUUUUAACCCGCAUCAAUCAGUGUUAAAACCAAGAUCAUUGUAUAUUGAAUUGUUUGAAAAUCUGGAAAUUGUUAAUUUAUCUUCCCAGCGAAAUGAUUACCUCUUUAUUUUGUUUUACCGUUAUAUUAAUGAUGACCAACGGUUUGGAAUCAACAUCAUCAUAUGAUGAAAAAUAUUAUUAUCAGCCAGGUUUUGCCAUGGAUAAUAUUGUGUCCAGAUGUGAUUUUUCAAUAAAUUCAUGCCGAUUUCGAAAUCAACAUAAUUUAGCAUUAUAUAAUCGUUAUGCAAAAUAUCGUAAUGCAUGCUUGUUUAUAUCAUAUCGUUAUAAUGGUCCAGGAUUUUUACGAUUUUUCAUCAUUCAACAAGAUAAUGAUAAUAGAUGUAUCUAUUCGUAUGAUCGUUCCAAAUUAUUCAUUUCAUCAUCAACAAAUAUAAUUCAAGAAAAUAAAUGGAAUUCAUUAGAAUUACAAUUAGAUUUAAAUGAAGGUGAUGUUAGAUUUUUUUUGGAAACACAUUUUAAUAGUACAAAUAAAUUUGGUUAUUUUGCUAUUGGUGAUUUUAAUUUUGGUUAUGGUUAUUGUCACAAUAAAAAUGAAAAUCAUUGUUAUGAUAAUAUUGUUAAUAGACAUAUUAAUGUUGCACCAACAGCUAAUUGA
Dermatophagoides pteronyssinus (European house dust mite) is the source of this 730-nucleotide messenger RNA. RefSeq lists its product as uncharacterized. Lineage: Eukaryota; Metazoa; Arthropoda; Arachnida; Sarcoptiformes; Pyroglyphidae. The record is from RefSeq and is a predicted model, not a curated record. Gene Ontology annotation, cellular component: membrane.